UUUACAUAAAACACGACACAUAUAUCGUCUUAUGUAAAACGAUAGAAAGUUUGGACGAACGUAUUUUCUCUAUUUUCUGUUUUAGAUACUCGAAAUUAAAAUAUAUAAAUAUACCAAACAUGGACUAUAAAGAAUGGAGUUUUGUUGUACUUAUUAUUUUGGAAGAGUUUGUUGGGAUUGUUGCGGGAACCACUUGCAGUUACAUUUCAUCUACAGGUGUCAGAAAAUACACAUUCUGUAUGCAAAAAUGUUGUGAACGCGGAAAUAAAAGUUAUUCUAACGUGUGCUGCACAUAUGACGGUGAGAAUCAAGUAUAUUUGGGAGCUGGCAUGGCAACACUUAUUGUUAUAUCUGUAUUUGUAAUCUGUUUUGUAUAUGUUUGUUGUAAAAAUCGUAUACAGAGGUUACAUACUCGUGUUAGAACACGGUCACAAUCUGGAACACCAAAUCAACCUGAAACAACAAUACCAACUGUCAGUUUGCAAGUGGAACCCUUACAGCCACCGGCCUAUGAAGCUUUACCACCACCUUACUAUAGUGUUGCACCAGGAACCAGUGAUAAAAAAUACGAGUUUUCUUCUUUACAUAACGAACCUCCACCCGCGUAUACACCAUAACAUUUCGUGUGAAUAUUAAACCAUAACCUGAGAUAUUUCCAUGUCUUUUCAACUGUAACGCACGUGAUCACGUGAUAAGAAAUCUUGCACUAAAAAACAACGUAAUUUAUCGUUUUGAGGUUUAAGUUUUUUUAUGAACUUUUCGCCAUGUCGACAUUAACCAACAAACUUUUUACAUCGUUCUUUCUUUUUAUUUAAAUAUAUCUUCCGGUUAUUUUGUUUUAAGAAUAAUCGGUAUGCUUGUUUUUCUUUCAAUUGACGGAGAAGUUUAAUUGUUUAUAUAAAUUUGUUAAAAUUAUGUAUACAUGUAUAUUUAUUUGUAAUAAACAUUAUAAUAUGUUA
Molecule: messenger RNA, 959 nt
Organism: Ruditapes philippinarum (Manila clam)
Lineage: Eukaryota; Metazoa; Mollusca; Bivalvia; Venerida; Veneridae
Exons: 4
Coding region: 120-617 (165 amino acids)
Source: RefSeq, a predicted model, not a curated record